AUGGGUAAAAAAAUAGUCUUCAAUAUAUCAAGUGAAUUUCAAUUAAAAUCGCUUUUAGGAGAAGGUGCGUAUGGCAUUGUAUGUUCUGCCACCCAUAAACCCACUGGUGAAACAGUGGCAAUAAAGAAGAUUGAGCCAUUUGAUAAGCCAUUAUUUGCAUUAAGAACAUUAAGAGAAAUCAAAUUGUUGAAACACUUCCAGCAUGAAAAUAUUAUAUCGCUUUUUGAUCUUCAAAAACCUGAUUCAUUCGAGAACUUUAAUGAGGUUUACAUCAUUCAAGAACUCAUGCAAACUGACCUACAUCGUGUUAUCUCUACACAACAACUAUCCGAUGACCAUUUACAAUACUUUAUAUAUCAAACUUUAAGAGCAGUAAAAAUUUUGCAUAGUUGUAAUGUAAUUCACAGGGAUUUGAAACCUUCUAAUUUAUUAAUAAAUUCUAAUUGUGAUUUGAAAGUAUGUGAUUUAGGAUUAGCUAGAAUAGGAAAGGACAACGAUUCGGAUGGUGAUGAACAAGAUACCAGUGCGAUGACUGAAUAUGUAGCCACGAGAUGGUACAGAGCACCUGAAGUCAUGUUAACGGCAGCUAAAUACACCAAAGCCAUGGACAUAUGGUCAUGUGGAUGUAUCUUAGCUGAAUUAUUUCUAAAGAGACCAAUUUUUCCCGGUAAAGAUUACAGGCAUCAACUUAUGUUAAUAUUUGGAUUUGUCGGAACACCCGAUGAAGAAGGUUUACAAUGCAUAGAGAGUCAAAGAGCAAGGCAGUACAUCGCAUCAUUACCAUCUUACGAUCCAGUGAACGUUGAAGAAGUUUUCAAAGGAGUGAACCCAUUAGGUAUUGAUUUAUUACAAAAAAUGUUAGUAUUCGACCCAGCCAAGAGAAUAACAGCUGAAGAAGCAUUAAAUCAUCCAUAUCUAGAUGUCUACCAUGAUCCUAACGAUGAACCGGAUGGUGAACCUAUACCCCUUAACUUCUUUGAAUUCGACAAGUAUAAAAGUACGUUAACUACAAAGGAUCUUAAAAACUUAUUAUGGCAAGAAAUUUUCUCUUCUUAA
Messenger RNA from Tetrapisispora phaffii CBS 4417, 1056 nucleotides. RefSeq names its product mitogen-activated serine/threonine-protein kinase FUS3 (gene FUS3). The coding region runs from base 1 to 1056 and encodes 351 amino acids. The record is from RefSeq and is a predicted model, not a curated record. The transcript has a single exon. Gene Ontology annotation, cellular component: cytoplasm; nucleus. Gene Ontology annotation, molecular function: ATP binding; MAP kinase activity. Gene Ontology annotation, biological process: protein phosphorylation; intracellular signal transduction. Lineage: Eukaryota; Fungi; Ascomycota; Saccharomycetes; Saccharomycetales; Saccharomycetaceae.